Pteronotus mesoamericanus is the source of this 1810-nucleotide messenger RNA. RefSeq names its product carbohydrate sulfotransferase 13 (gene CHST13). The transcript is spliced from 4 exons. NCBI's taxonomy places the organism in Eukaryota, Metazoa, Chordata, Mammalia, Chiroptera, Mormoopidae. Gene Ontology annotation, biological process: proteoglycan biosynthetic process; carbohydrate biosynthetic process. The coding region runs from base 246 to 1112 and encodes 288 amino acids. The record is from RefSeq and is a predicted model, not a curated record. Gene Ontology annotation, molecular function: sulfotransferase activity. Gene Ontology annotation, cellular component: membrane.
CUUUAGUGGGGCUCUGGUGCCUGCUGAGUCUUCCCUUUGAGGUAAGACAUGGGAGCAGGAGUGACACCAAGCAUGGAUUUGGGACUCCAUCAGUGUUUUCCCACACUCCACUGCCACCUCCAUCCUGAGGCAGAUGGGACAGGAGGGGAACUGAGUCUCAGAGAUGGAUCAGCUCUACCCUAGAAUCUGAAAACAGAGUCCUGGGUUCUGGCUGGCUUGGUGGGAAGAGGAGGAGUCCCCUGAAGAUGCUCUAUGACCUGGACCAGGGUCCAAGCUCAGCUCUGGCUGAGGUGCAUCGGCAGCGGCGCAGUCUGCUGCACCGCGCCUGCAGCCGCCACACACGCCGGCAGCGCCUGCUACAGCCCGAGGAUCUGCGCCACGUGCUGGUGGACGACGUACACGGCCUGCUUUACUGCUACGUGCCUAAGGUGGCCUGCACCAACUGGAAGCGUGUGCUGCUGGCACUGAGAAGCCCCGGGGGCCUGGACCCGCAAGCCAUCCCCGCGCACGAGGCGCAUGCGCCAGGCCGGCUGCCCUCUCUGGCCGACUUCAGCCCCACCGAGAUCAACCGGCGCCUGCGCGACUACUUGGCCUUUCUCUUCGUGCGCGAGCCCUUUGAGCGCCUGGCCUCGGCCUACCGCAACAAGUUUGCGCGGCCCUACAGCGCCGCCUUCCAGCGGCAUUAUGGAACUCGCAUCGUGCGGCGCCUGCGGCCCCGCCCACACCCCGAUGCGCUGGCCCGUGGCCACGACGUGCGCUUCGCUGAGUUCCUGGCCUACCUGCUAGACCCGCGCACGCGCCGUGAUGAACCUUUCAAUGAGCACUGGGAGCGCGCUCACGCGCUCUGCCACCCGUGUCGCCUGCGCUACGAUAUCGUGGGCAAGUUUGAGACCCUGGCAGAGGAUGCGGCCUUCGUUCUGGGCCUGGUAGGCACAGCCGGCCUGCACUUCCCCGCGCCACCACCCCUUACCAAGGCAGUCACUACGCACGACCAGGCUGUUCGCCUCUUCCAAGACAUCAGCCCUUUCUACCAGCGCCGCCUCUUCGACCUCUACAAGAUGGACUUUCUACUCUUCAACUACUCCACCCCCUCCUACCUGCAGCUGCACUAGCCUUCAGUGACCCUGAAGGGCCUGCAGAGGCUCUGAGGUCAACGCUGGGGGGUGGGGGACUUCGAGAAUGUGAGUUUCUGAUGCCUCCGGGGUACCCUACUCUCAUCACCACUGCAGUUGAGCUGGCAUCACACCUGGCUUAGUUUGGGUGUAACUUGCCUUAGGCACUGUGUGCUUGCUGCCUGUCCUGCCUGUCACUUGAUGCUUGCUUCCUCUAAUUCCUCUAGCUGGCAGAUGCUUCCCUAGGAUCCUUGGGUAGGUGAGGACUAAAUGAUAGCAUUUUAAGUUGCAAAGGGGCUUUUUUUUUUUUUUUUUGUCAGCUCUGUCCCUGAACUUGUCCAUGGUGAAACAGAGCAGAAUGCUAGCUCUAGGCAGCCUGUGGCCCAUCCCAGUACCCGCCCCCCCAUCUCACCCAUCCUGUUAAGAGCAACCCUGGCCAAGGAGAGAAGCCCUUCCCUGCAGGACUCAGGCUGGGUCCAUCCUUAUCCAUGGGCAUGGCACAGAGCCAGCUGUAAACUGCCUUCACUCUGCCAACCACAGAGCAGGGCCACCUUCCUUCUUGCUGGCUUGGCCCUAGCCCCACCCUUGGUCUUAGUCUGGCCAGACGCUAGACUAAGGUGUCCACAGAGCUCAAGGUGCAAUAUGAUGGCAGGUUUUACAGAACUGUAGUGAGCUGGGGAGCUCAUGUAUCAAUAAUU